Debaryomyces hansenii CBS767 is the source of this 636-nucleotide messenger RNA. RefSeq names its product FMN-binding negative transcriptional regulator. The coding region runs from base 1 to 636 and encodes 211 amino acids. The transcript has a single exon. Lineage: Eukaryota; Fungi; Ascomycota; Pichiomycetes; Serinales; Debaryomycetaceae. The record is from RefSeq and is a predicted model, not a curated record.
AUGUAUAUUCCAAAAUAUUAUGCCCAAGAGAACGAAGAGCUGCAAGAAAGUUUAAUUAGAGCCAACCCAUUAGGAACGGUUAUUAGUACUGGAGAAAGUGGAAUUAUUGCCAAUCAUAUACCGUUUUAUUUACACGUGGACAAAGACACCAACAAGAAAUAUUUACAAGGACAUUUGGCCAAGGUUAAUCACCAAGUCCCAUUAUUUAAAGAAAAAGGGGAGGUCUUGGUUAUAUUUCAAUCUCCAAGCUCGUACAUUAGUCCGACAUAUUAUCCAACCAAAAAUGAAACUCAUAAGGUCGUUCCUACUUGGGAUUUCGCUAGUAUUCAUUGUUAUGGGGUUCCGCGACUCAUAGAUGAUUCAGAUUGGGUUAGGUCGCAGCUUGAUAAUAUUACUGCCCAACACGAAACUAAGAAACCUGUUCCUUGGAAAGUCAGUGAUGCUCCGGAAAAUUACGUAAAACUAAUGCAAAAAGCCAUUAUUGGAGUAGAAAUUGAAAUAACUAGAAUCGAAUGCAAAUUUAAAUUCGAACAGAAAAUGAAGAGACAUGAUAUUGAUGGGGUCAUUGACGGGUUGGUGAAAGAUGAAAAGCCAGAAAUCGCAAGUUAUGUUACAAAGGCAAACGAAAUACCCUAA